This is a messenger RNA of Sphaeroforma arctica JP610, 2764 nucleotides long. RefSeq lists its product as hypothetical. Gene Ontology annotation, molecular function: protein-macromolecule adaptor activity; protein binding. NCBI's taxonomy places the organism in Eukaryota, Ichthyosporea, Ichthyophonida. The record is from RefSeq and is a predicted model, not a curated record. The transcript has 4 exons. The annotation marks the transcript as partial. Gene Ontology annotation, biological process: cellular response to starvation; positive regulation of protein serine/threonine kinase activity; cellular response to amino acid stimulus. Gene Ontology annotation, cellular component: TORC1 complex; cytoplasm.
CAGGUGCGCAAGAGAUAGUCACGGCGUGGCGAGGGUUGGCCGACGUGCCCUGUUUCGCCGCCAAAGAAGCGGGUAUGCUGAUUGACUGGUGCGCCCAUUCUGAGAUGCUCGUCAGUGCCGGAGAUUGGUCCGUGGUCUCCCUAUGGGACGCCGCAUAUGAGAAGUGCACACAGCUGAUAGAGACAGGCAGUGAUAGCGUGUGUGUGAGCUCGUUGUCCCACGCUCCCUUUCACGAGUCGCUGCUGGUGUGCGGGUUUGGCUCGGGCUCAGUUUGCCUGUACGACGUGCGCAACAGUCGCGCGGUGAUGACCUUAUCGGACCACCAGUCAUGGGUGCUAAAGACCAGAAUUCAAUCUAACUCUAAUGGCAUGUUAGUGUCUGGCAGUGUUGAUGGGGCGAUCAAGCAGUGGGACCUGCGAAAGGGACAUAAUGUUUUGUCGUCCGUUGCGCACUCGCCGAAUCAACAGAUGUCUGCACUGGCCAUCCACAACUAUGCGCCGUUGAUUGCGAGCGGCACGAGGUUCCAAGAACUGGUACUCUCGUACCAAGCAGACGGGCGACCGCUGUCGACAGUGCAAUACCACGAAGGCUUCUUAGGCCAACGCAUAGGCCCGGUCAAUUGCCUCACAUUUCAUCCGCACGAGACGGUUCUGGCAGCCGGUGGUGCUGAUUCUAUUGUGAGUGUGUAUAGGAUAGGGUAGGCAGUCGGUGGGUGGGUGUGUGUCGGCAGAGAGAGAGAGAGAUAGAGAGAGAGAGAGAGGCAGGGGGUAGUAGUAUGUAUUGGAGAUACACGUACGCUGACGGUAUCGGAAGAGAAAACUGUGCGAGAGACGGGCUGCGUUCGGUAGGAUUAUGUAUUGGAUCGGACAGACACCGGGGACGGGGAGGGAGUUGGUAUGUGCUAUUACUAUUAGUUACACGCUUACUUCCCUCAGAGAUAUAUAUUGGUAUCACGAGAGAAGCAUGUUAUUGUAUGAGAUGACCGGAUGGGGUGGUAGGGAAUCGGCGUCAGUUCUGAGACUUCACGUGCACGGUGUCAGACGUAAGGCAACGGUGCAACGAGUCACAGACAUAGAAUCCGAGGACCCAUGAAUAAGACGAUGUCGAAUCGAUCCACAACAGGACUACUCGCUUUGAUCGGGAGAUUAGGAUCAUGUCCAAUCAUGUCAGAAACCAGCACAGGGACCACAGGUUGACCGAUAUCACUGCACGAUACGACAUGAACAAGCCGUACGUUGGACAUGGGGUCGUACUUCGUUGACAUGGGGUCGUACUUCGUUGACACGGGGUCGUACUUCUUUGUUUCGGGUUAAGUCCGCGUGACAGCUUGGCGGCGGUCGAUGCAUUCAGUAUAGUCUAUUGUAAGGGUUGCUGCACUUGAGAAUGGUGGUAGUAUACAGCAUAUCCACUCUACGGCACUUUAUCGCUUAAUUAGUGUGCAACUCACAGGAGCGUGGAUCGCACUUAGAUGGCUUGACUGGCUGAAUGCGUGAUAGCUGCAGCGCCCGUUUGGUUGCCUAUGCAAUCCCACAUGUUUAUGCUUGUCAAGUCUGCACCCUUAAUCCGACAAGGCAGCAAGUCUAUGCCUGCAAACCGACAAGUGUGCCGCCUGGGAUGCAACGCGUGUGGGAUACGACAAGUAUGCAAUAGACACGAGUACACGAGCUUCGGUGAUACAAUAGCUUACGCCCGUUCUGGGGUGGCUGGUUGUGUGUAUGCCAGAUGGUCUACCUAUGCAUGCUAGUGACACAGUUGGGCGAGUCUGUUUGGGGUGGGUCAGGCCGAGGGUAUGCUGUGAUUGUAUAUCUAUCUGUGCCAUUAGGGAUGGUACUAGGCGAACAAGACACGUCCUACUUAGGGUGCGGCCCGCUGGUUACACUGCUGGCGUACGACAACCUUACUUGUCUGGUAUGUGGUGAUAGGCCGGUGCGUUGUCGUACGGGUUGAUUCGUGCGCGACAGUGUGGGUGGCAAAGGUCGGCGGUGGUGCACCGAAUUGUGCGCUCGGAAGGGGUCACCUAAUGAUAUGCGUACGUGUACGAUGUACCUCACUUGAACGAAUACAGCUGGACAUACAGAGUGUACCUUCUAAAGUGGUCGUCGCGGCCGAAUAUCCGAACGGCCGCCAUCCAAUAUGUUCAAAGCCGUCUCGUUUCUCGACGCUUCAAGCGAGUCACUGUUAUUCCUGAGCUCAUGUAUCGACUCCGUGCCACUCCAGGCUACUACAACUGUUACUUAUUCGAGCACUCCGCCCGGGGAGCUAACAGGUUUGUUCAACUUCUUAGGUAUUGGUCUGCUGCUUAUGAUUCUACGGCUGAGGCGUAUAAUUGGUGUUAACAGGCGCUGCUGGUGAUAGGGGCAAACGUAAGCUAGCGUUAGACACAACCCAAACCCAUUGGUAAAGGACACGAGCCUGAUCCCAAUGAUUGUUUUCCAGUCUGAAGUCUGUAUACGUACUACAAUAGAUACAUGGCCUGUAUUCCGCAUAUGCACAACAAAAGAUUCUAGCUGUCCCCAUCACAGUACAGAUCUCUGAUGAAGUUGCAUAGGACCGCUGCUGUAGACAUGAUGCGGGAGUGUGCACGUACGUAUACAUAUACCUUAGUACUCACCGUGCUCGUCGUGUUACACAUACACUGUACAGGUGCCUAGUACCAUGUGCAGCCCUGCUAGCGCUAAGUUAAAUUAGAGAUUACAAUUCGUAUGCAUUAGUCUUGUACAAAGCUAAUAAACUGCAUUGGCGUGCAGACUACACUGUACCUUAU